Fusarium verticillioides 7600 is the source of this 2226-nucleotide messenger RNA. RefSeq names its product Na+-exporting ATPase. Gene Ontology annotation, cellular component: plasma membrane. Bases 1 to 2226 code for a protein of 741 amino acids. NCBI's taxonomy places the organism in Eukaryota, Fungi, Ascomycota, Sordariomycetes, Hypocreales, Nectriaceae. The record is from RefSeq and is a predicted model, not a curated record. Gene Ontology annotation, molecular function: ATP hydrolysis activity; P-type calcium transporter activity; ATP binding. Gene Ontology annotation, biological process: calcium ion transmembrane transport; intracellular calcium ion homeostasis. The transcript is spliced from 3 exons.
AUGUCUCCCAAGUCAGCUCCUCCGGACAUGGAGCAUCAUGUUUCUGGUCAAUCCAAUAAACCGCUAUCGCGUCCAGCACAUGCUUUGCAAGUUGACACGGUUAUCCAAGAGCUCAACACGACUCCAGCUACUGGUUUGAGUGUUUCCGAGGCAUCGCAACGACUUGUUGAGUAUGGACCCAAUGAUCUUGGUGAGGAAGAGGGUGUGAAGCCCAUCAAGAUCUUCAUUGAGCAGAUCUGCAAUUGCAUGACCUUGGUCUUGAUUCUAGCCCUCGCUGCAAGUUUCGGUAUACAAGCCUGGAUCGAAGGCGGCGCCCUUGCACUCAUCAUCCUACUCAACAUUGUCAUCGGCUUCUUCCAAGACCUACAAGCUGCUCGAACCGUCCACUCCCUCAAGUCUCUCAGUCUCCCGACAGCCAACGUCUUCCGUGAUGGGAAGACAAUCACGAUCCAAACAAGCGAAAUCGUACCGGGCGACAUCAUAGAUCUGAAGAUGGGUGACUCUGUGCCAGCUGAUAUUCGUCUCUUUGAAGUUUCCAACUUCGAGUCAAACGAGGCAUUGCUCACUGGAGAGUCUCUACCGGUGCGCAAGAAUCCUACGAUGCAGUUCGAUGACGACACUGGACCGGGCGAUCGCCUCAAUGUCUGCUACAGCUCUACCAUCGUUACCAAGGGUCGUGGUAGAGGCGUUGUAUUUGCUACUGGGGCUUAUACUGAGAUAGGCGCUAUUGCAGCUGCUCUGAAAGACACUGGACGGAAGAGGCGGGAAGUCAAACGUGACGAGAAUGGUAAAGCAUCGUUUCUAUCCCAUGUCGCCAAGUGGUUGCUCACAACCUACGAUGUUAUUGGCGAAUUUCUGGGCGUUAACGUUGGAACUCCCCUGCAGAGGAAGCUAUCACAGCUUUUCCUCUACGUCUUUGGCUUCGCGAUCGUCUGCGCCAUCAUUGUACUCGCAGCCAACAAAUUCGACCCACGCAAAGAUGUCAUAAUUUACGCUGUUGCUACAGCUGUGGGAACAUUACCUGUCUCUCUGAUCUUGGUCUUGACUAUUACAAUGGCAGCGGGAACGAAGCAGAUGGUGGGUCGGAAGGUUGUUGUGAGGAACAUGCAGAGCCUAGAAGCCCUUGGAGGAGUCACCAACAUUUGCUCUGACAAGACAGGUACUCUAACCCAAGGCAAGAUGGUGGUUAGAAUGGCUUGGCUUCCAGGACACGGUACUUACUCGGUGGAAUCUACGAACGAGCCAUACAACCCCCAAGUUGGGGACAUCAACUUUACUACAGUACAACCUACUGACCUGCCAGCACAAUGCGAGGACGAAAAGUCCCAUUCCAUCAGGCCCCACGAUGAACCUGCUGCCAACGAAGCACUAAAGCAUUAUCUCGACAUCGCAUCCCUCGCUAAUCUCGCGGUCGUGGAGAAGGGACACAAGGACGAUGGUACGGAAGAGUUGCUUGUACAAGGUGAUCCUACGGAGAUUGCCAUCCAAGUCUUUGUUACUCGCUUCAACUGGAACCGCAUGUCUUUAUCUUCCGGCCAGAAUCCACGAUGGAAGCAACUCGCUGAAUUCCCUUUCGACUCAGAGGUAAAGAAGAUGUCGGUAGUGUUCCAAGAUACUCUUUCAAAAGAGACGCACAUCUUCACCAAGGGCGCAGUCGAGCGGGUACUCAGCAGCUGCGUAUCUAUGGAGGAAUCUGGUAGAAUUGAGCCUCUCGACGAACCGGCAAAGGAAACCAUCCUGGCCAACAUGGAGGCAUUUGCACGUCUUGGUCUUAGAGUCCUCGCCCUCGCUAGUCGAUCUCCCGUCACUGGUCUCCCCGAAGAUCUCUCAUCAGCCAUCGACAGAUCUGAGUUCGAGAAGGACCUGGUAUUCCGCGGCCUCAUAGGCAUCUAUGAUCCUCCACGCCCCGAGACACGCGGCAGUGUGCAAAUGUGCCAGAAAGCUGGUAUCAGCGUGCACAUGCUGACCGGCGACCAUCCCGAAACCGCACGAGCCAUCGCCGCUGAAGUCGCUAUCAUCCCGUCCCCAGAACGAAUGCGAAUGGUCAGGAGGGAUGUCGCCGACACAAUGGUCAUGGCAGCUCAUGAUUUUGAUCACCUCUCAGAUGCGGACCUCGAUGCUAUGCCGGAGUUACCGCUUGUCGUGGCGCGGUUGCUCUCCCACGACAAAGGUUCGCAUGAUCGAGGCUUUGCAUCGCCGUGGACGCUACGUUGCCAUGACUGGUGA